CAAUAAGGUACGGGACUAGGGAGUAACGUAUUUUUACUCACCGACUACCUCGACACCCGACAGUGAUCAUUCUCCACAAGACCACAACUCAAACACCACAAGUCCUGAUUUUCUCUAUUUCCUUUUCCCAUUCUCAAUUUUCAUUCUCAGUUUCCUGUUCUCAACACAGGAAAGUCUCUAUUUGUCCUACAAAUUCUACCAGACUGGUACAAAAAUCUUUCUUUCAUCCUCAACACAAGAUGCACAUAUAUCUUUAAUUGAAUUUUCUGAUAACAAUCACCCAUAUUCACACCGACAUCAAUUUAGAAGAUGAAGGAUGAUGAUACAUCACUUUCAUCAGCAAAGAAAGAUUCUUCCGAUGCCAGUCUUUUCGGUAAAGGCCGCUACAAAUUCUGGGCAUUGGCUGCCAUUUUACUCUUAGCUUUCUGGUCCAUGUUUACUGGUACCGUUACUCUCCGUUGGUCUGCUGGUAAUCUUAAUCGCCUUUCUGAUGACCUAGAUACUCCUUUACAUGACGAUCUUGACGUUUUGGAGAUGGAGGAGAGAGAAAAAGUGGUGAAGUAUAUGUGGGAUGUUUACACAAACAGUCGUCGGAUCAGAUUGCCGAGGUUUUGGCAGCAGGCUUUUGAGGCUGCUUAUGAAGAUAUGAUUAGUGAUGUACCUGGUGUUCGUGAAGAUGCUAUUACUGAGAUUGCUAAAAUGUCUAUUCGUUCUAUUGAUCUUGAUCCGCCUCCUAUCCAAUUGACGGGUGAUCGAGAAUCGAGUCUGAAGCACGCAGAAAUUAGAAAGACAGCAACUGCAUCAGGGAAUAGUUGACAAAUGGACCCAUUAUACUACAUCUGAAGCUGCAUUUAGUUUUCUCUCGGUCGGCAUACUUAGAGAUGUGCAUGUAGCUGGAACUUCUGCCAGGGUUGCAACGAGCUUAUAGCCAGCUGAUCUUGUUUGCCUCCGGCUCAAUACUCAUAUGUACUUGGAAUUUCCUUAUUAAAAGUUUAGUUGUCACUUGCUAUAUGAUGUUUAUUGAAAAAGGAUCUUUGAUUGUUCAUUAUAUUAUAAUAUUCUCGAAAGAACUUUGUAAAAUGAAGUGGAAAACACCAUAUCCUAGGAUAAUAAGCAUAAGCAUGUGUAAGUUCCAAUUUUAUCUUGUUAGAUCUCCGUUUCUUUCUAUAUGUUAGCAUCUAUUGCUAUGCUUUUGAAAACCUUUAAUUUUACAA
Amaranthus tricolor (Joseph's coat) is the source of this 1214-nucleotide messenger RNA. RefSeq lists its product as uncharacterized. The transcript is spliced from 3 exons. NCBI's taxonomy places the organism in Eukaryota, Viridiplantae, Streptophyta, Magnoliopsida, Caryophyllales, Amaranthaceae. Bases 310 to 816 code for a protein of 168 amino acids. The record is from RefSeq and is a predicted model, not a curated record.